GGGAGGCAAUUAAACGAAUCAUCACGAUCUGGCAAUCCAGCAUCUCAUUACACUGUCAGACAAUAUCUGAUUCAUCUGCAAGAGGAACAGGCUAAAGCCAGAGUUACAUCGAAACAGGCCUUUCCCUUGUUUUAUAUAAGUGAUUGGGUUUGUGCUCCUUUCUAAGAAAGCAGGUAUUUUCUGCCCAAAUUCCGCCUUCACAACGAUAUCUUUAUGCCAGAGAUUUAGCUUUUUCGUGUCUUGAGUUUUUUAGCAGGAGAUAG
Molecule: messenger RNA, 263 nt
Organism: Porites lobata
Lineage: Eukaryota; Metazoa; Cnidaria; Anthozoa; Scleractinia; Poritidae
Source: the annotation of a GenBank genome assembly